Messenger RNA from Stylophora pistillata, 1373 nucleotides. RefSeq names its product retinol dehydrogenase 8. Lineage: Eukaryota; Metazoa; Cnidaria; Anthozoa; Scleractinia; Pocilloporidae. Gene Ontology annotation, cellular component: cytosol. The record is from RefSeq and is a predicted model, not a curated record. Gene Ontology annotation, molecular function: oxidoreductase activity.
GAAGAAGGCUGGUUUGACCAGCCGAAAUAUAGUGCUCCGUUUAAAACUUAUCCACGUGGUCUUGGUCUUGCCUCUAUAUUUAUUGACAGAAUCUUCAAUCUAUACUUUGUGUGACUGACUACUAAACACUUCGCCCACGCAACGCCUCGAUGAACAUUAAAGGCGCAUGCAGUCACAGAGGAACGAACAAACGAACGAACGAACGAACGAACGAACGAACGAUCGCAGCAAUGGCUUCACCUCGCGUGGUUUUAAUCUCGGGUUGCUCCACUGGCAUAGGUCUGGAAACCGCUGUGCUUUUAGCCAAAGAUCCUGAAAAAAGGUUUAAGGUGUAUGCUACGAUGAGAAACCUGGACAAAAAGACGGCCCUAGAGAGCGAAGGAAAGGACGCACUUGGCGAUACAUUGUUUAUCAAAGCCAUGGAUGUGAGCUCUGACGAAUCUGUCAAAAGUGCCGUUGAGGAGAUAAUUGCUCAAGAAGGAAAAAUCGAUGACCUUGUAAACAAUGCUGGUGUUGGUUGUGUCGGUGUACUGGAGUGUAUGCCUAUGGAUCAGGUCAAACAAUUAUUUGAAGUGAAUUUUUUCGGAGCUCUUCGUUUGAUCCAGGCCGUACUCCCUAGCAUGAAAGCGAGAGAAAGCGGCUACAUUGUGAACGUCAGUAGCAUGGCUGGGGAGUUAGGCGGACCAUUUAACGACAUUUACUGCGCUUCAAAGUUUGCUCUGGGAGGACUCACAGAGUCACUGGCACCUGUGUUAAGGCAGUUCAAAAUCAAUAUCUCAUUGGUGGAGCCCGGACCUGUUGGCACCGCGUUCGUCGGCAACAUAAACAACUUCGAUUCCUCCACCGCUGACCAAAAAACGCUACAACUGAUGAAGAAUUGGUUUGACUACAUAAAGGAGGCACUCGGCCCGUCAAUCAUUCAGAAAGUGGAGGAGAUUGCCCAAUGCAUCAAAGAAAUUCUUCUUUCAGAGAAACCUCACUAUAGAUAUUUGACCAAUGAUAAAUGUUUUGUCGAACAAAUAAAUGCUAAGCUGGUCGAUUUUUCUGGCGACAGGCUCUUAGAAGUUAUGGAAAAAUAUUGCUUCGGUCAAAAUAAGUGAAAGACUAAAACGGGAAAUGGUAACAAUGCCAUUAUUAUCUUUUCACACGACAAGUGCGUUAGGUUUUUGUGUUAGGAGUAACGUUGUGAUAGUAGCCCAUCGAUUCGGUCUUAGAGCUAAAAGAAGAAAACAUUCUUUAGAAUAAAGCAAAGCAGUAUGGUUAGUGACUAAGAAGUAGAAGUUUUAUGCGAUAUAAUUUGUUAGUUGGAAAAAAAUGUACUGUAAAAUGAUUCCUGUAAGAAGAGAUUCCUGAUUAAAUGGGCAUUUGUUAUA